AUUCAAUCUCGAACUUCAGAAACACGAUCUCAAACUUCUGAUUCUUCUUCAAGAAUUCAAUUUCGAACCUCUAAUAAUAAUAAGACGACGGUUAAUAAAGAAUCUGAUAAUAAUUCAGGAAAAACCAUUAAAUAUAAUAAUGGUUCUGAUUCACUUUCCAGUACUAAAGAUAAAUCAAUGAGAACUUCUGAUGCUUCUUCUUCAAGUAAUAUCGAUGAUAUUUUUCAAUACAAAAAACAUAAUAGUUCAUCAAAAACCAAACGUUUAUCAGAAAAUUCUCAAAGUUCCAGUAUAGAUACAGUUAGUACAGCAUUAACAACUCCCACUGAUCGAAAACUUGUUAAUCUAACCGAACAACAUAAAAGAGACAAAGAACUAAUUAUUAAUGUUCAUCAAGAGGAAUUACGAAAUCUCAAAGAACAAUAUGAUGCAGAUCGUGAACAAUCGAUGAUUUCAUUUCGUAAAGGAUUAGAAACUAGUCAUCAAAAAGAAUUACAAGAACUCAAUGAUAAAAUAAAAA
Messenger RNA from Dentiscutata erythropus, 520 nucleotides. NCBI's taxonomy places the organism in Eukaryota, Fungi, Glomeromycota, Glomeromycetes, Diversisporales, Gigasporaceae. The record is from the annotation of a GenBank genome assembly.